UUUUUCUUAUAAAGUUGUGUGGCAGUGUGCCCAACUCCAUCACCACUUCUCUCUCUUUAUCUCUCUCUCAAACUAAAAAUAUGAUCACCACGCCCAAAGGAGCCAUUGCAUCAUCAAAUCCAAGCCCUGAAUGCUGCAUGUGUGGAGAUUUUGGCCUUUCUUAUGAGCUUUUCCAGUGCAAGCUUUGCCAAUUCAGAUCUCAGCACAGAUACUGUAGUAAUCUUUAUCCCAAAGCCGAGACCUACCAAGUCUGCAAUUGGUGUCUGAGCCAUGAAACCAAAGAAAAAUCACACAACUCUUCGAAUUCAUCAUCAUCAAACAAGAACAGCAGCGAAGACGAUAGCAGCAAGAACAAGAACAAAGGAGGUACUCUAAAGAGCCAAAGGGGUAGUCUGCAGUUGCAAGUAAAUAGCCCCAUCAAGAAACAAAGGUCGCCAGAGAGAUCACCGGUGACCCGAAGGAGACUCAUCACAAAUGGUAGAUUAGAAGAAAAGCUCAUCAGAAGGACAAAAUCUGAAGAGAUUUCAAACAAUAUUGGGAUGACAAAGCAAGUUUUUAGAAAUAAGGUGAGAAGGUACAAGCUUCUUGAAGAGGUUUCAAGCUGAUGGGAUCUUAAUUCAUCAGUUAAAUUAUCGCAUAAGAUAAGAGUUGAUAUGGCGUUGUUGAUCUUGUGGUGGAAAUUUUGUUAAAAAAGUCUGGUUUCCGAUGAAGCAAUUGGAAUGGUACCCACUAGUCUACCGAGCUGAGAUUGGACAUUAAUGGAGGGGUCAUCUUCAAACUUGUUUUUCUCUAUCUUUUUAUUUUCCAAGAAGAAUUUUCAAGUGCCAAUACCAUAUCUUCAUUAACAGUAAAUGCCAGUCAUCAUAAUAAAUCGAACAUGAAUCAUCAUCAUCUUCGUCGUUACCAUCAGAACUAUAUACAACGCCGAUGCAUAUAUGUUUCAUGCUGUGACCAAUCACGGAAAGGUUAGGAAUGGUUACUGUUGCGCUCUAUAUCAUGUAGAAAUACUGCUCAUUCUCUUCCCUACGAAAUAUAUAUUUACGAUGAAUAAGAUAAUUAUUUUAGAUU
Messenger RNA from Manihot esculenta (cassava), 1068 nucleotides. RefSeq lists its product as uncharacterized. NCBI's taxonomy places the organism in Eukaryota, Viridiplantae, Streptophyta, Magnoliopsida, Malpighiales, Euphorbiaceae. The transcript is spliced from 2 exons. The coding region runs from base 81 to 605 and encodes 174 amino acids. The record is from RefSeq and is a predicted model, not a curated record.